Hansenula anomala is the source of this 1027-nucleotide messenger RNA. RefSeq lists its product as uncharacterized. The record is from RefSeq and is a predicted model, not a curated record. Lineage: Eukaryota; Fungi; Ascomycota; Saccharomycetes; Phaffomycetales; Wickerhamomycetaceae. The transcript has a single exon. Bases 371 to 1027 code for a protein of 218 amino acids.
AAAGCCACCACCAGCAAAGUCUUGAAGCCCUCUUCAAAGCACAACGCACCCAAGUUGAACACUGAGUUACUGAAAUCAGCUUUAGGUCAAGAUUCCAACCCCAAGGAGGCAACAGCUGGACAUCCAGAUAUUCAAUGGCCUUUAACCAUCAUCAAGCGCUUCUCCAAAUUGGUCCAUGAGCAUCGUAAUGAGAAAUAUCAAGAGUUGAACAAAUUGACUCCAGUAGCUCUCUCAAAGAUAAGCGCCGCUAUGACUCAAGAGUUCCCAAAUCAUGCUAAAUUGUUUAGUGUUGUUGACUUGGAGAAACAAUUGAAUUACAUUGUGAAGCUUUAUUUGUUUUACUAUCUUCCUUCUAUCGGUUUGAAGUUUGAUGGAAUCACAUCAUCUUGAAUGGAAUUGUCGUUUUAAAGAUAAGGCAAGCGCUAAAUAUAUGUCAUAUGAUGAUUUCUAUUGGGACGCCAUUACCAAUAAUCUUUACAUUCAUUCAAGAAAGUUUGGUAUCAGAAAAUUGGGGAAGGAAAGCAGAGAUGAGUUCAAAUUGUUCUUUGAGGCAGAUGUUGAAUAUGUUUAUACCUUGAAAGAUUUUGUUGAUGAUUUACAAACUCAAGCUGCUAAAAGGGUCAAAUAUUUAGAGAAGAAAUUUGCAGAUCCCAUCAGUGAGGCUGGAAAAUUAAGAAUGAAAAGCUUAAGACUUAUCCUUAAGAAACCUGAUGAUAAAACAGAGGAAGAUGAACAAAAUCAUAAGGACAUAAAUGAGCAAAUCAAGGUGAUUGAAAUGAAGUAUAAAGAUGAAUUCAAAGAGAUAGAUGACUCUAAAAGGGCAUUGUUCAAGGCGAAAGUCGAAGCUGUCAUAAAAUUGAUAGAUUCUCCAAGUUGGAGAAGUAAGCUCACAAAUAGAGAGAUCGAUUGGGCUGAUAUGAUUUUUAAUGAUGACUUUGAAGAGGAAUACUUCGAUGAGAUUUUGAGCGAGAAAACCAAUAAGAAGAAGUUUGAAACUUUCCGUAGGAUUUUGGGUGAAUUUAUGUGA